AUGGACAAUGUGAAGGUGAUGGAGAAGUUUCAGAAGUUUAGACCCCCUUACUUCAACGGGAUUGCACAGGAUCCUUUGGCACCCACAAAAGGGAUUGAGGGAAUGGAUGAGACAUUUGAAGUAUUGACCCUCACAGGGGAACAGAAGUUAUUAUGCACCAACUAUCAACUCCAAAAUGAGGAAAGGAAGGAAAUAGACUUUAUGGAUCUGAAGCAGGGAUCCAAGUCAAUGUUAGAGUAUCAACAAGAGUUUGAGAAAUUGUUUUUCUUUGCACUUGAACAUUUGAAGGAAGAUCAUGCAAAGGCCAAGAGGUUUAAGAAGGGGUUGAGACCCACCAUUGGGGCUAUGCUAGUUGGUCAAUACCUCCACAGCUAUGCCCAAGUGGUUCAAGCCGCCAAGUCUAUUGAGGAUGAGCAGAGAGAGAACUAUCAAGCCCUAUAG
Molecule: messenger RNA, 441 nt
Organism: Macadamia integrifolia
Lineage: Eukaryota; Viridiplantae; Streptophyta; Magnoliopsida; Proteales; Proteaceae
Exons: 2
Coding region: 1-441 (146 amino acids)
Source: RefSeq, a predicted model, not a curated record